Camelus dromedarius (Arabian camel) is the source of this 5934-nucleotide messenger RNA. It is a transcript of the gene SIPA1L2, whose product is annotated as signal induced proliferation associated 1 like 2. Lineage: Eukaryota; Metazoa; Chordata; Mammalia; Artiodactyla; Camelidae. The transcript has 22 exons. Gene Ontology annotation, cellular component: cytoplasm. The record is from RefSeq and is a predicted model, not a curated record. Gene Ontology annotation, biological process: regulation of small GTPase mediated signal transduction; activation of GTPase activity. The coding region runs from base 382 to 5538 and encodes 1718 amino acids. Gene Ontology annotation, molecular function: GTPase activator activity; protein binding.
CUCCCGCCGGAGCCCGGCGCGGGCAGGGUCGGGGCCGAUGGGCAGCCCCGGGCAGCGGUGGGCAGCGAGGCGGCGGCCCCGGUUUGCGCCGCCGCGGGCUCGCGGGCUGUAGCAGGUCCCGGCGGACUGCGUCUCCGAGUUCAGGUGAAGGAAAUGCGGCCAGAUGUCUUAAAGGAUGCUUUUGAAAAGGACGGAGGUGCACAAAAUUAUUACAACAGCUGAGAAACAAGUGGGUUUCAGAGACACCAUACUCUGAAGAUGUUGUUUGCUUUUGGUUAAGAAGAGAAACCACAGCUGUAGAAGAAGCCUUGGUGAGUAACAAUGUCGUUAGACUUACACCUGUCCUCCUCGUGAGACUUGGAGCGUCUCGGCUGGGGAGACAUGAGUGAUCCCAGGCAGUCACAAGAAGAGAAGCACAAGCUUGGCAGAGCCUCUUCCAAGUUCAAGGAUCCUCCCAGGAUCAUGCAGUCCGAUGAUUAUUUUGCUCGAAAAUUUAAAGCCCUUAAUGGCAACAUGGGACCCGCCGCCUCUCUGAAUGCCCCGAGUUCCAGCGAGAGCGGCGGUCCGGCUAAUGGUACCCCAGCCAUGCCCAAGAUGGGUGUGAGAGCGAGAGUGUCCGAGUGGCCUCCUAAAAAGGACUGCUCCAAGGAGCUGCCCUGCAAGACCCUGUGGGAGAGCCGGUCUCAGACCAGCUACGAAAGCGUCACGUCCAUCAUGCACAAUGGGCAGAAUGACCAGAGUGAUGGCCAGCCAGAGGCGCAGCUUGACCUAGACUUCGUGGAGGACAAGUACACAAUGGGAGACAUCUUCGUUCACUCGCCUCAAAGGGGACUUCACCCCAUAAGACAGAGGAGCAAUAGUGACGUCACCAUCAGUGACAUCGACGCCGAAGAUGUCUUAGACCAAAACGCGGUGAACCCCAACACCGGGGCCGCCCUCCACAGGGAGUACGGGAGCACGUCUUCCAUCGACCGGCAGGGCUUGUCCGGGGAAAACUUCUUCGCUAUGCUCCGGGGGUACCGGGUGGAGAACUACGACCACAAGGCGAUGGCCCCUUUCGGGUUCCCCGAGUUCUUCCCCUGCGAUCCUGCGAUCUCUCCCAGCCUCCACGCGGCGGCACAGAUCUCGCGAGGAGAAUUCGUCCGCAUCUCAGGCUUAGACUAUGUGGACAGUGCCCUCCUAAUGGGGAGAGACAGGGACAGGCCGUUCAAACGGAGGUUGAAGUCGGAGUCGGUGGAAACGUCCCUCUUCCGAAAGCUGCGGACCGUUAAAAGCGAACACGAGACCUUCAGGUUCACCUCCGACCCGGAGGACGGCCGCCUGGAGAGGGGCGUCCGCCCUUGGCACUGUCAGCGCUGCUUUGCACAUUACGACGUCCAGAGCAUUUUGUUUAACAUCAACGAAGCCAUGGCGACGCGGGCCAAGGUGGGGAAGAGGAAGAACAUCACCACCGGCGCGUCGGCGGCCUCGCAGACCCAGGUGCCGGCGGGCCAGGCGGGCGGCUGCGAGUCCCCGCUGGGGAGCAAGGAGGACCUCAACUCCAAGGAGAACCUGGACGCCGACGAGGGCGACGGCAAGAGCAACGAGCUGGUCCUCAGCUGCCCGUACUUCCGGAACGAGACGGGGGGCGAGGGCGACAGGAGGAUCGCCCUCUGCAGGGCCAGCUCGUCCUCCUUCAGCUCCGGGGAGAGCUGCUCCUUCGAGUCGUCGCUCAGCUCCCACUGCACCAACGCGGGGGUGUCGGUCCUGGAGGUGCCCAGGGAGAACCAGCCCAUCCACCGGGAGAAGGUGAAGCGCUACAUCAUAGAGCACAUCGACCUGGGCGCUUACUACUACCGCAAGUUCUUCUACGGCAAAGAGCACCAGAACUACUUUGGGAUGGACGAGAACCUUGGCCCUGUGGCAGUCAGCAUCCGGAGGGAGAAGGUGGAGGACCCCAAGGAGAAGGAAGGGUCCCAGUUCAACUACCGGGUGGCUUUCAGGACGAGCGAGCUAACAACACUGAGAGGAGGAAUUUUAGAAGAUGCCAUCCCUUCUACGGCAAGGCAUGGCACCGCACGGGGACUGCCCCUCAAAGAGGUUCUGGAAUAUGUCAUUCCUGAGCUGAGCAUCCAGUGCCUGAGACAGGCUUCCAACUCUCCCAAGGUCUCGGAGCAGCUGCUCAAGCUCGAUGAACAAGGACUGAGCUUUCAGCACAAGAUUGGGGUCCUCUAUUGCAAAGCAGGCCAGAGCACAGAGGAGGAAAUGUACAACAACGAGACAGCGGGUCCGGCUUUUGAAGAAUUCCUUGAUCUUCUGGGCCAGAGGGUGCGGCUGAAAGGAUUCAGCAAAUACCGAGCGCAGCUAGACAAUAAAACGGAUUCUACGGGGACGCACUCCCUCUACACCACGUACAAAGAUUACGAACUCAUGUUCCACGUGUCCACCAUGCUCCCCCACAUGCCCAACAACAGACAGCAGCUCCUGAGGAAGAGGCACAUAGGGAACGACAUCGUGACCAUCAUCUUCCAGGAGCCCGGGGCACUUCCUUUCACUCCAAAGAGCGUCCGGUCCCAUUUUCAGCACGUCUUCGUCAUCGUCAAGGCGCACAAUCCGUGCACCGACAACGUGUGCUACAGUGUUGGCGUUUCCAGAUCAAAAGAUGUGCCCCCGUUUGGUCCACCAAUUCCCAAAGGCGUUACUUUUCCAAAGUCAGCGGUAUUUCGGGACUUCCUCUUAGCCAAAGUCAUCAAUGCAGAGAAUGCAGCCCACAAAUCUGAAAAGUUUCGAGCCAUGGCCACGCGAACGAGGCAGGAGUACUUGAAAGAUCUGGCGGAGAACUUUGUCACCACCGCCACCGUGGAUACCUCUGUGAAGUUCAGCUUCAUCACCCUGGGGGCCAAGAAAAAGGAGAAGGUCAAGCCCAGGAAGGAUGCCCACCUGUUCAGCAUCGGAGCGAUCAUGUGGCACGUCAUAGCGCGGGACUUCGGCCAGUCCGCCGACAUCGAAUGUCUCCUUGGGAUUUCCAAUGAGUUCGUAAUGUUGAUCGAGAAGGAUUCCAAGAAUGUGGUCUUUAACUGCUCCUGCAGGGAUGUCAUCGGAUGGACAUCUGGAUUAAUGAGUAUCAAAGUGUUUUACGAGCGAGGAGAAUGCAUCCUCCUGUCCUCGGUGGAUAACUGUGCGGAAGACAUGCGGGAGGUUGUUCAGCGGUUGGGAAUCAUGACCCGAGGCUGCGAGACCGUGGAAAUGACCCUGAGGAGGAAUGGGCUGGGCCAGCUUGGCUUCCACGUGAACUUCGAAGGAAUUGUUGCAGAUGUGGAACCUUUUGGUUUUGCAUGGAAGGCCGGCCUUCGCCAGGGGAGCCGCCUCGUGGAGAUCUGCAAAGUGGCUGUGGCCACGCUGACCCACGAGCAGAUGAUCGACCUUCUCCGGACGUCCGUGACCGUGAAGGUGGUCAUCAUCCAGCCCCACGACGACGGCUCACCCCGGAGAGGGUGUUCGGAGCUCUGCCGGAUCCCCAUGGUGGAGUACAAACUCGACAGCGAGGGCACUCCCUGCGAGUACAAGACCCCCUUCCGGAGGAACACCACGUGGCACCGGGUGCCCACGCCCGCCCUGCAGCCGCUGCCCAGGGCCUCCCCGGUCCCUGGCACGCCCGACCGGCUGCAGUGCCAGCCGCUGCUCCCGCAGAACCAGGCCGCCAUCCCCCGCAGCACCUCCUUCGACCGGAAGCUGCCCGACGGCACGAGAAGUUCGCCCAGCAACCAGUCCUCCUCCAGCGACCCGGGACCCGGCGGGAGCGGACCCUGGAGACCGCAAGUUGGCUAUGACGGGUGCCAGUCUCCCCUGCUGCUCGAGCACCAGGGCUCCGGGCCUCUGGAAUGUGAAGGGGCCAGGGAGCGGGAAGACGCCCUGGAAGGAAGCAGACACCUGGAAACCAAGUGGCAUGGCCCAUCCUCCAAAGUCCUGAGUUCCUAUAAAGAAAGAGCCCUGCAGAAAGACGGAGGCUGCAAAGACUCCCCCAAUAAGCUUUCUCAUAUUGGAGAUAAGAGCUGCUCCAGCCACUCCAGCAGCAACACACUCUCCAGUAACACCUCCAGCAACAGCGAUGACAAGCACUUUGGGUCUGGGGACCUGAUGGACCCCGAGUUGCUGGGGCUGACCUACAUCAAGGGGGCCUCCACGGACAGCGGCAUUGACACAGCCCCAUGCGUGCCCGCCGCCGUCCUCGGCCCCCUGCACCUGGCGGGCGGCAGGGCCCUGGUCCACGGCCGGGCAGAGCAGUGGGCUGACGCCGCCGGCAUCCCGGGGCCCGAUGACGAGCAGGCCAAGAUGUACGCGGUCCACGGCUACGCGCCUGUCUCUGCCGGCGGUGCUGCCGACGGCAGCAUGGGGGACCUCAGCGAGAUCUCCUCCCAUUCCAGUGGUUCCCACCACUCAGGAAGCCCUUCCGCUCACUGUUCUAAAACCAGCGGCUCUCUGGAUACGUCCAAAGUCUACAUCGUGUCGCACAGCAGCGGUCAGCAGAUCCCCGGGUCCAAGCCCUACCACAGGCAAGGGGCGCUGAACAAGUAUGUCAUCGGCUGGAAGAAGUCGGAAGGCAGCCCUCCGCCCGACGAGCCGGGAGUGGCCAAGUGUCCCGGGCUGUUCGGGGAGCUGGGGCUCCUGACCCCAGCAGUGCAGCCGCAGGCGGCGGCGGUGGGAGACGCCGUCGCGGAAACCCAGCACGUUCUGUCGAAGGAGGACUUCCUGAAACUGAUGCUCCCUGACAGCCCCUUAGCGGAGGAGGGGAGAAGAAAGUUUUCGUUCUAUGGGAACCUGUCCCCCCGGCGCUCGCUGUACCGCACCCUCUCUGACGAAAGCGUCUGCAGCAAUCGGAGGGGGUCCUCCUUCGGCAGCUCGCGGAGCUCCAUCCUGGACCAGGCCCUGCCCAACGACAUCCUGUUCAGCACCACCCCGCCCUACCACAGCACGCUGCCCCCCCGGACCCACCCGGCGCCCAGCAUGGGGAGCCUGCGGGAUGAGUUCUGGUUCUCCGAUGGGUCCAUAUCGGAUAAGUCCAAGUGCGCAGAUCCUGGCCUGAUGCCCCUUCCGGACACGGCCACAGGGUUAGAUUGGUCCCACCUCGUGGACGCUGCCCGGGCGUUUGAAGGUCUUGACUCAGAUGAAGAGCUCGGGCUGCCCUGUCACCACCCGUCCUAUCUAGACCAGAGAGUGGCAUCCUUCUGUACCCUGACAGACAUGCGACAGGGACAGGACCUGGAAGGGGCCCCAGAGCUGCCUUUAUGUGUCGAUCCAGGCAGUGGCAAAGACUUCAUGGACACAACUGGGGAGCAGUCUCCAUCCACACUGACGGGUAAAGUCAACCAGCUGGAGCUGAUUCUUCGGCAGCUGCAGACCGACCUUCGCAAGGAGAAGCAGGACAAGGCGGUGCUGCAGGCAGAGGUGCAGCACCUGCGACAGGACAACCUGCGGCUGCAGGAGGAGUCGCAGACGGCCACAGCCCAGCUACGCAAGUUCACCGACUGGUUCUUCAACACCAUCGACAAGAAGCCCUAGCCGGGCCGCCGCCCCGCCAGGGAGCCCCCGGGUGGGGGCCCUGGUGUCCCCUCGCAGUCGCCAACAUGCGGUUUCCAGCUGUGCUUCCAGCCAAUCGUAGCUGUUUGUGCUGUUCCCCUGUCUCGCAGCAUCACCCAGCCGGGUCGGGAGCGCGGAGAGCGGCGCCCCGCAGAGAUGAAUGUAAGGCCGGUGUCAAGGUGAAUGUCAACGCCGGGGCCGGUGUGGACCUUGCCCUUUGAGACGCUGCUGAAUGGAGGUCUGGCAUGGGCUUACCUCACGAGGGAAGACAAUUGGGUUCUAUUUCCUGUGUAUCAGGUGACCCGGGAGAGAUGUUAACCAACUGACCACAGUCUGGGCUUUAGAAUUGUAAAAUAAACGUGAGAACAAAUAAUCAGA